AUGGACCCCACUUUCUACCGCACUGCAGCUGAGGCAAUCGCUGCGCCUCCCGAAGAAUUGGCAUAUGUGGUGGCCUUUGACAGAAAAGGUCAGAAACAUGAUGCGUUGACCGUCAUUGAUUUGAAACCUGGGACAACCUACGGACAGAUUGUUGGCUGGACCGAUGUUCCAGGGCUAGGAGACGAAUUGCACCAUUUCGGGUGGAAUGCGUGCUCCGCUGCCCUCAAACACGAGGGACACAACAUGGACGGCUUGCAACGACGUUACCUGCUUGUUCCUGGCUUGCGCUCCUCGAACAUAUAUGUCUUCGAUAUCGGCCCUAACCCUCGCUCACCGAAGCUCAUCAAAACGAUUGACGGGAAGACAUUGUCGGAUAAAGCUGGUUAUUCUCGUCCACAUACAUUGCAUUGCGGGCCGGACGGCGUGUUCUUGACGUGUCUCGGGGGCCCGGAGGGUAAUCCUGACGGACCGGGCGGCAUUGCUCUCCUUGACCACCAAACUUUCGACGUCUUGCGUGCUUGGGAAAGUGAUCGCGGUCCGCAACACUUCCACUAUGACGCGUGGUGGCACUUGAACAAGAAUGUCCUUAUUUCAAGUGAAUGGGGAAGCCCGUCAAUGAUCGAGAACGGCAUUGUUCCCGAACUGUUGUUGGGAAACAAGUAUGGCCAUGCCAUUCAUUUCUGGCAUCUUGCUGGGGGGAAGCACCAUCAACGUGUUGACCUAGGUGAAGAACACCAAAUGGCACUCGAAGUCCGACCAUCGCAUGAUCCAGAAGCGACAUGGGGGUUUGUCGGGGUCGUGAUUUCAACAAAGGACUUGUCUGGUUCCAUUUUCCGAUGGUUCCAGGACGGUGACGAGUGGAAGGCAGAAAAGGUCAUCACCAUUCCAGCGGAGCCUGCCGACGAAGAAUCAUUACCCCCGAUCCUCAAGCCGUUCAAAGCCGUCCCGCCGCUGAUCACAGACAUUGACCUGUCAGUCGAUGACAAGUUCCUCUAUGUUGCCUGCUGGGGGACGGGAGAAAUGAAGCAAUAUGACGUUUCUGACCCAGCGCAUCCAGUUCAAGUGGGCUCUGUGAAGUUGGGGGGUAUUGUGAAGAGGGCGGCGCACCCGGCGAAGCCCGACAUGCCUCUGGCGGGUGGACCUCAAAUGGUCGAGGUGUCCAGAUCGGGAAGAAGUAUAUAUUUCACCAACUCCCUUUACGGGGCUUGGGAUGACCAGUUCUACCCCGAUGGUGUCGGCGCUUGGAUGGCCAAAGCAGACGUCGAUCCCAACGGCGGCCUCGAGAUAGACGAGUCCUUCUUCCCUCAGGGUCCUGACUUUAGGGGUUUGCGUGUGCAUCAGAUUCGCCUUCAAGGUGGAGACGCGUCUUCGGAUUCAUAUUGCUAUCCGAGUAAAGUGGGCAAAUUGUGA
Messenger RNA from Cladophialophora psammophila CBS 110553, 1410 nucleotides. RefSeq lists its product as uncharacterized. The coding region runs from base 1 to 1410 and encodes 469 amino acids. NCBI's taxonomy places the organism in Eukaryota, Fungi, Ascomycota, Eurotiomycetes, Chaetothyriales, Herpotrichiellaceae. The record is from RefSeq and is a predicted model, not a curated record. Gene Ontology annotation, molecular function: selenium binding. The transcript is spliced from 3 exons.